CCGAUCACUCGAUAGUAAACAAAAGCAAACACCUAUGACCGUGAAGGCUGUCAAAAACAGCUGGUCGCUACAUAGAGUAAUUUUCCCCGGUGUAGUUGUUUCACAAAGUCGACAAAGUUUUAAUUUAAAUUUUCAGAGUUUUCUUUAAUUGUGUUGCAUCCAAAAAGGAGAAUUUCAAGCAAAAAUUAUGGUGGUAUCGCAAUCCAAAUUUGUCUUCUGAUAAAAAUCAAAGACGUGAAAAAAUCAAAAUAAUACAGGUUCUUUAAAAACAGAAAAUAGGACCAAACUCUACUAAAGGUGCUUUUCUGAAAUGUAUACUGGUCCAGCCAGUGUUUUUCGCAAUGUCUACAAUCAAGCAUAUUACCAACAACACGAAGUCAGUCGCAGAUUAUCUUAUAGCGCUAAAGAUAGCUUAGAUUACGUUCAACGUCUCGAUCUUUACAGUCAAUUGAAGGUUCACAAAGGGUGUGUCAACACCAUAACAUGGAACGAUCGGGGACAGUAUAUACUCUCAGGAUCUGACGAUCAAUCGCUGGUAAUAACAGAUCCUUUCGAAGAGAAAAUACUGAUAAAAUGCAAGACUGCACAUCGAGCUAACAUAUUUAGUGCAAAAUUUAUGCCUCAGUCGAAUGAUCGUACCAUUGUAUCAUGUUCGGGUGAUGGAAUGGUUAUGUGCACAGAACUAACGUCAGAUGCAUCGCAAAUACCAAAAAAUGAUAACUUAAAGUCUUUUAAUUGCCAUAAUAAUGGCACAACGUACGAGGUGAUGACUGUUCCUACUGAACGGCAUACAUUUAUGAGUUGCGGCGAAGAUGGUACUGUACGCUUAUUCGAUUUACGCACAACUUCUAGUUGCCAUAAAACCUGCUGCAAGGAUAAUAUUUUGAUAUUUUGCCCAUCCGCCAUAACAGCUAUGUCAGUAGCGCCAAUAUCGAACAACUAUAUUGCAGUGGGGAGUUCGGAUAGCCUCAUUAGAAUAUACGAUCGACGAUAUUUGUCUUUGAUUGAUUUCAGUGUGCCUGGCGAUCAAACAGAUCGGCACACAGCCCCUGUAAAAGCCUACUCAAUUCCAUCGCCAGUCAAGCGAACGUAUCGAGUCACUUCAAUUAAAUAUAGUUCCGAUGAAACUGAGUUACUGGUUAGCUACUCGUCAGACUAUUUAUAUCUGUUCGAUUUAAGUCAGCCUGGCAUUGACUUGAAGACCUUCAAAAAUGAGAAGAAAAUGAAAAAGAAAUCGAAUCUCUUAGAGUCGCCGCCACCAGUUCGUAAAGUUAGAUUGCGCGGUGAUUGGUCAGAUACAGGUCCAGAUGCAAGGCCAGAACGCGAUGCAAAUGGUCGAGUUGAAAUUGGCCAAGUAAGACCUCAGCUGCAAGGAGUAAUGAUGCAUCGGAUGACAGAAAUUUUGUCGAGAAUGUUAGCUGAUCCUCGAACACGCCUAGGAUUGAAUACUCAUGCUAGUGAUCCGGCGCAGGAUAGUACGCUGUUCGAUAAUGCUGCCCAAGAAUUAGAAAGCUUAACACAAACAAACUCUUCAGGGGAGCCACAACCUUCUACUUCAACUGGAAGAACUCACAAAUCAACACCGUCUUCCUCAAAUCAAAUACCGGAGGAGGAUGUCUCUAGCUGUGAUAGUGACGAUGAAAUAACAUCAAACCAACAUGGAAAUGACUCGUUUAAAGUUAAAUUAUCAAAAAUGGAGGUGGAACCAGAACGAUCGCCAUUUAGCUACAUGAAAAUGAAAUAUGACGGCCAUCGAAAUGCUCGAACAAUGAUAAAGGAGGCCACAUUUUGGGGCAACGAAUAUGUUAUGUCGGGAUCGGAUUGUGGUCAUGUUUUUGCUUGGAAUCGAAAGAGUGGUAAAUUAGUAAUGCUCUUGCAAGCUGAUCAGCAUGUUGUUAACUGCCUACAACCACAUCCAACAUUGCCCAUGCUUGCCACGUCUGGGAUUGAUUAUGAUGUGAAAGUUUGGGCACCAGUUCGUGAAAGCAACGGAUUUGAUGAACAACAAGCUAAAGAUCUAAUGGAACGAAAUGCGGUUAUGUUAGAGGAAACCAAAGACACAAUAACCGUUCCAGCUGCUUUUAUGAUGCGUAUGUUGGCCUGUAUACAUGCUUUGCGAAAUCGCAGAUCAUCUGCUUCCGGAGGCUCAGCUGCACCAAAUAAUAGUUCGACUAGUGGUGGUCAAUCUAGUGAAGAUUAAAUGUGUUAAUACGCAUUCUCCCCCGAUCUCAAAACUCAGUAGAUUUACACCAUUUUUUUCAUGUUAGCUAGGGAACUAUCGCGUGCAAAUGCACAAUUUUAAAUAACAUUAAUUCAACGAAGCAAUGCAAUAUGUUUCAACUGAUUUUCUGUGUUUAAUUGCUUAAUACCAAAUAUUUGACAUAUUUUUUUAAAAAAAAACUGGUACUGUAUUUUUAGGUUUAAAUAAUUUGCUGUUAAAAACAAUGACAUGAUUUUAAUGAUCAAUAUGCAUAUGCGAAAUGAAAUUGUAAUAUUUCUUGUUGAUAUCUGAUUAAAAGAGAUUAAUAAUCAAA
Hermetia illucens (black soldier fly) is the source of this 2534-nucleotide messenger RNA. Its product is annotated as DDB1- and CUL4-associated factor 6-like. The transcript is spliced from 7 exons. The record is from RefSeq and is a predicted model, not a curated record. Gene Ontology annotation, cellular component: Cul4-RING E3 ubiquitin ligase complex; cytoplasm. Gene Ontology annotation, biological process: positive regulation of transcription by RNA polymerase II. Lineage: Eukaryota; Metazoa; Arthropoda; Insecta; Diptera; Stratiomyidae. Bases 311 to 2200 code for a protein of 629 amino acids. Gene Ontology annotation, molecular function: protein binding.